Didymodactylos carnosus is the source of this 441-nucleotide messenger RNA. The record is from the annotation of a GenBank genome assembly. Lineage: Eukaryota; Metazoa; Rotifera; Eurotatoria; Philodinida; Philodinidae.
AUGAAUGCCAAUGAUAGCGCUUUAGAGAUGUAUAGUAAAGCGAUGAAAAUUCAAGAAAAGCUAGUAUCAUCGUCAAAUGAUCCAGUAACCGCAGAUUUAUAUCAAAAGAUCAGUGGCGUUUAUCUGAAAAAAGGCGAUUAUGAUAAGGCUAUGGACGCUGCUAGAAUAGCAUUGAACAUAAAUGAACAAAUUCUCCCGUCAGUUCAUCCAUUUAUUGCUGAAUCUUAUCAUCAUCUCGGCAAAAUUUAUCCGCUAAAUGAUGAUCUUAAUGGAGCAUUAGAAUGCUUUGUGAAAAAAAUGAAGAUUUACGAAACAAUUUAUCCAUCCUAUCAUCGUUUACGGAUAAGUACGAAAGAGGAAAUUGCAAUAAUAAACAAGAACAUAAAAUUGAUGGAAACAAAAACGCAACUGCUGGGUUUACUAAAUCGAGGUCAAAAAUAG